Messenger RNA from Dunckerocampus dactyliophorus (ringed pipefish), 3637 nucleotides. RefSeq names its product RNA binding motif protein 10 (gene rbm10). NCBI's taxonomy places the organism in Eukaryota, Metazoa, Chordata, Actinopteri, Syngnathiformes, Syngnathidae. Gene Ontology annotation, cellular component: nucleus. The coding region runs from base 170 to 2716 and encodes 848 amino acids. Gene Ontology annotation, biological process: mRNA splicing, via spliceosome. Gene Ontology annotation, molecular function: RNA binding. The record is from RefSeq and is a predicted model, not a curated record. The transcript is spliced from 24 exons.
CGCAUUGCUCCCGCCCACUCAAAUGGUACCCUACUGUGGCCAUUUUAUUCUCGUCGCUCGAAAUAAAAACAUUAACUUGAUUUUGGCGACAGUGUUAACUUGGCGAAUGUCGGCUGCAUGAGAAGCUGGGUAUUUAUGCUGGGACUCAGAAUAGCGUCAGUGGAUCAGUAUGGACACUGAGGGGAGGGGUGGGCGAGGUGAUCGCAUGGGUCGAUAUUGCAACAGCCAUAAUGACCUCAACUUUCGGGACAUGGACUACCGUUAUGGCCAUGACGAGGAGGCUGCAGAAGCAGACUGUAUUACCAGAAUAGAUGAGGACAGACCCUAUAUUCACAAUGAAACAUCUCCAGACACCCUACCAGGGAGUAGAGAAGGCAACUGGGGUUGUGGUGGUACCCGUCUACAGAUGGAGCACAACAUACGUACGCACAAAGAGGAGCACAGAUUGUCCUAUGUAGCAAGGAUGAGAAAGGUGUUUCCAGCUAAGCCAGAGGAGCAUGGUUGUAGUUCUGAGCCUGAUUUGUCUCAAGAGGAGUUGGAGCAAAGGGACCAGGAUUACCGUGCUGAUAUGGACUACAAUCAAAAGCCCAGCAACAUUAUAAUGCUUCGCAUGCUACCACCCAAUGCCACUGCAAAUGAGAUCCGGGCAAGACUUCAGGAACAGGGGAUCCAGCCUAGGGAGGUUCGGCUCAUGAGGAACAAAUCAUCAGGUCAGAGCCGAGGAUUCGCCUUCGUCGAGUUUAAUCUCAUACAGGAGGCCACCUGCUGGAUGGAGACCAACCAGGGUGUGCUGUUGAUUCUGGGACAACGAGUGUCGAUGCACUACAGCAACCCUAAACCACGAGCCAAUGAGGACUGGCUUUGCAACAAGUGUGGUGUACAAAACUUUAAGAGGAGGGAAAGGUGCUUUAAAUGCAGUGCACCCAAAUCAGAGGCUGAACUAAAGUUGCCCCAGUUGCAAAAAGAUUUUGGUCAUGGUCUUAAAAAGGAGGGAGCUCAAGGCUUGCUGCCCCUUCCAGCACCCUUUCACUGCUCUAGUCUUUCCGUCCUCCCAGGCCAAGUUGCGCAGCAGGCAGAUGUUGCCAAUGACACUCUGAUACUCCGAAACCUUGGACCGCACACAUCAGUGGAUGCCAUUUUAUCUUCUUUGGCUUCAUUUGCCACUCUGUCGCCCUCCAACAUUCGCCUCAUCAAGGACAAGCACACACACCUCAACAGGGGAUUUGCUUUUCUGCAGCUCACCACCAUUGUGGAGGCAUCCCAGCUGCUACAGAUCUUGCAGGCUCUCCAACCACCUCUGUCUGUUGAUGGGAAGGUUGUUGUGGUGGAGUUUGCCAAAGGUUCCAAACGAGAUGUGUUUCUCACAGACAGCAGUAAAGUGACUGCUGCUACUGUGGCCAGCACAGCAAUUGCUGCAGCACAAUGGGCUGUCACACAGACUGCACAAAAUGGUUCAGUUGGAGGGCAGAGCACAGAAUAUAGUGAGAUGUAUCAGCAGCGAGCGGCCGUAACAUACAAUCAGGGGGGGAAUGAUUACUCUGUGCCAGAUGGGCUACAUUUUAAAGUCCAGACAGACUCCAGGGUUUCAACAUUGCCGAAUCCAGGAAAAACCCUGAUGGGGGGUUAUACAGGAGGAACUACUCCAGCUGCAGCGAUUCCAGCUAAGGCGGUGGCAUCUGGCGUAGCUCUUGUGCAGCAGCCUCCUCAACAUACUCUAGCUGCUGUCACCAAAACAGCUUCCACCACACCAGCCAGCCAAGUUGAAAUAGUUGGAAAACCACAAGCAGCUGGUCCCAGCCAGCCUGCAACACCAGGCACUGAACAUGAGCUCCAGCAAUAUCCUUUACCAGAUGUAUCUACAUACCAUUAUGAUGAAAGUUCUGGCUACUAUUACGACCCACUGACUGGACUCUAUUAUGACCCAAACUCACAGUACUAUUACAACCCUCACACUCAGCAUUUCAUGUACUGGGAGGGAGAGAAGCACACAUACGUUCCUGCACCUUCUGGCCAGUCGAACACAGAAGGUGCUCUCACUGGUGAUUGUGCAGCACAAGUUGACUCAGUGUUUGCUAACCAUGGAAGCAAGGAGAAAAAAGAUAAACCCAAGAGUAAAACUGCUCAGCAGAUUGCCAAAGAUAUGGAGCGAUGGGCCAAGACUCUGAACAGACAUAAGGAGAACAUGCGCUCUGUCUCCUCUUCCACUUCGGCCGGUUCCACAGAUCGCAGAGAAUCUGCCAGUGCUGAUGCAGGCUACGCUGUUCUGGAGAAAAAGGGGGCGCUAUUAGAACGACCUCAAAUGUUUCUGGACCAGCUCAGACAAACAGAAUCUUCCCCUCCUCAGCACCUGGGUCUUGUCCCGGCCUACAGUGGUGAAAGUGACAGUGACGAAGAAGGAGGCGAGAAAGAUGAGAAGGAAGGGAGAUUGACUGACUGGGUGAAACUGGCCUGUCUGCUGUGUAGGAGACAGUUUCCUAGCAGAGAGGCCCUUAUUCGGCACCAGCAGCUCUCUGAACUACACAAGCAAAAUUUGGAGCAGAAAAGGAUGCAGGAAGCUGCAGGCAAAGAGAGAUGUACAGAAGGACUGGAACCAUCUCACUCUAAGAAGAGGAGGCUGAACUCGAUCGAUGGAAUCACAGGAUCCAGCCUUGGUGCCCGAAUGCUCCAAGGAGGUGUGAAAAAGGGGCUUCUGUUGCGCAAUAUGCAAAUAGAGUAGGCUGUGUUACUGCAACCUUGACUUUACGUUCCAGGCAGGACAAAACAUUCUACACUUCUCUAUUAAUAUCACAUGUGGAUAAAACCUUAACAUUUGGUUUAACUUCACAUUUACCUCUUGGCCUGACCCUGCAGCAGUAGAGGGCAGGAUAUUGCACAGAAUGCACCUUUUUUGCUUUCUUUCUCUAUGAUGCCAUUUUAUGUACCUACUUGCUUACUUUUGAGCUUGUUUGACAAACAAGCUGCAUUUUUGGGAAUUUAGUCUUGGAUCUUGAAAUGUAUGUAUAGAUUUGGACUUAAUGGAAACAUGGCAUUUUCUAACGGUCUAUGCACCAUAAAAGUUUUUUUAAUUUCAUGCUUUACACUUUGUCAUUCAGUGAAUGACUUCUAGUGGUACUGUGUACAAUGUUAACUGUACAUUUUUGGAUUAGCACUUCUUUUCCCCCACUAGAGAUUAACUUUUGUAUGUGGAUGAAAAGUGUGUCAUUUUACAGGUAUGAGGCUGAACUAUUAAGCAUAUCUGCUUCUUGGGAAGGUUGUCUUGUCUCUUUGUUCUGUAAAUGACUGUUGAUAGAAUACAAUAAUUCAUAGAAUUGUAUACUUUAAUUCAUUUUCUUGAUUCAUUCUAUGCUUUUGUUUUUUGAAGCAUAAGCUAGUAAACACAGUGUUAUGUAAAUGUGACAUCCAAUUGAAAUGUGCACAUCUGUGUUUCUUCAUGUUCCUUCACUUCAGCCCCGAGGUGUGUUGUCACUAAUGCAGCAUCUCUACCUCAACCUGCUGUUUAUGCCUUGUUUCGUUUGGCUCAUAAGGCAACAUUCGAAAAUGGAAAUGGCCACCUUGUGACAUUUAAGUUGAAAGACAUCUUAAAAAGAAAAAAAAAUUGUGUUUAUAUAAUUUACACUAAUAAAUGUGAUUGAGUCAA